UCCUCUCUCUCUCUCUCUCUCUCUCUCUCUUCUCUCUCUCUCUCUCCUUUAAUUCUCUCCCUCUGCAUUUCUUUUCGAAGCUCUCUCUCUCUCUCUCUCUCUCUCUCUCUCUACGGCCAUGUCGGACGAAGAGCACCACUUUGAGUCGAAGGCCGACGCUGGAGCUUCGAAAACGUAUCCGCAGCAAGCAGGUACCAUCCGCAAGAACGGUUACAUUGUCAUCAAAAAUCGUCCGUGCAAGGUUGUUGAGGUUUCAACUUCUAAGACUGGAAAGCAUGGUCAUGCUAAAUGUCAUUUUGUUGGGAUUGACAUCUUCACUGCUAAGAAAUUUGAAGAUAUUGUUCCCUCUUCCCACAACUGUGAUGUUCCUCAUGUGACUCGUACUGACUACCAGCUGAUUGAUAUCUCUGAGGAUGGAUUUGUGAGCCUGCUGACUGAGAAUGGAAACACUAAGGAUGACCUGAGGCUUCCAACCGAUGAAAAUCUGCUCACACAGAUCAAGGAUGGAUUCGCUGAGGGGAAAGAUCUGGUUGUGACUGUCAUGUCAUCAAUGGGAGAGGAGCAGAUCUGUGCCCUGAAGGACAUUGGCCCCAAAUAGAUUCUUCUUUCGUUUUAAGGGCCUUGAAGUCUGAAGUGAGGCAGAUAUUAGUUUUAUUGAGAGGUUUUUUUUUUUUUUUUUUUUUUUCUCUUUUUAAAUGUUGGUUUGCCAAGCGGAGGCCACUGUUUCUGGGACAGUGUGUAUGAGAUGUGGUUUCCCUCUAUAUAUGACUUUGCAAUUAUUAACUAGCCGUCAUAAUCCAUAUUUUUUGUUACAUUUUCCCCCA
Molecule: messenger RNA, 824 nt
Organism: Carica papaya (papaya)
Lineage: Eukaryota; Viridiplantae; Streptophyta; Magnoliopsida; Brassicales; Caricaceae
Product: eukaryotic translation initiation factor 5A-2-like
Biological process (GO): positive regulation of translational termination; positive regulation of translational elongation
Molecular function (GO): translation elongation factor activity; RNA binding; ribosome binding
Source: RefSeq, a predicted model, not a curated record